This is a messenger RNA of Monopterus albus (swamp eel), 5300 nucleotides long. Its product is annotated as corticotropin-releasing factor receptor 1-like. Gene Ontology annotation, molecular function: corticotrophin-releasing factor receptor activity; G protein-coupled peptide receptor activity; corticotropin-releasing hormone receptor activity. Gene Ontology annotation, cellular component: neuron projection; plasma membrane. The coding region runs from base 714 to 2024 and encodes 436 amino acids. The transcript is spliced from 14 exons. The record is from RefSeq and is a predicted model, not a curated record. Gene Ontology annotation, biological process: cell surface receptor signaling pathway; adenylate cyclase-activating G protein-coupled receptor signaling pathway. NCBI's taxonomy places the organism in Eukaryota, Metazoa, Chordata, Actinopteri, Synbranchiformes, Synbranchidae.
UUCGCACAGGGCUGUCCUUUAACUUUCUCACAGCAGUGACGUCUAGAUUGCAGAGGGAUUAAAGAUUAAGGUCUGGAACAACGCGGAGUGGUUGCAUAAUUAACUCCACGAUGGGGAAUUGAGUUAUUCCUCAGUCGCGCCGGAUACUCCCGGCAAAGUGUCACAUGGGCGGCACAUUGAUGAGACGGGUUGUGCCACCACAGCAGGACUCAGAUGCUGGAUGCGUCGCGGCGGGACAUGACGGUGUAGCUCGGGAUAACCUUCGGAAUAAAGGGGGCAGCUGUGAAGGGUGCUGUAGUGUCCUUCGGGUAGUGCGCGUCUCUCCAAAGUAAACUGGGUUUCCAGUCCUGGAACACACACGGUGUGUGCUGAAUAUUUAAGUUCCGGGAAACCGAACCGAAGGGAAAGGACAGCGAAUCACCUGCAGCUGGAAUAUGUCGGCUCACGGACUCCUUAUGAAAUUAUCUUAAUGGAACAGGACCUCUGAUUUUAUCUGGACAGCCCGUUUGGAGAACGACUUCUUUCCGACUACUCGCCUCUCUGUACGACAAUAUUAAACCGGGAACAUUAAAACAUUAUUGCUGCGACUUUUCUUUGCACAAUUAAACUCGGAGGAUCUUGUCGGUGGAGUGUGCUCCGGUGCAGGGAGGCGGAUCAAAAGAUCUUAUCAAGUCUAAGACAUUUAAUGAAAUGUGAAAAACAAAGGUGUGGAAAUGCGGCGCAAAUGCUUCAUUCUGCUCGAGGUGUGUGCCAUCAUGAGCCUCUUGCCGUCAGCCUCUUUAGCUGAUCUGACAUGUGAAGCUCUGCUUAUGCUGUCAGGGAAUUUCUCAUUGCAGUCUCUGGCCUCCUCCUGGAACCAAUCCCUGAGCAAUGCCACGGGUCAGUGGAGCGGCUCGGGAGUCUACUGCAACACAUCCAUUGAUGGCAUUGGCACCUGCUGGCCCAGGAGCAGCGCCGGCCAGAUGGUGUCCCGACCCUGUCCAGAGAUGUUCUACGGUGUCAGAUACAACACCACCAAUAAUGUUUAUAGGAAAUGUCUUGCCAAUGGGACAUGGGCUCUGAAGGGGAACUACUCCAUGUGCAAGGCUAUACUUCACGAUGAGAAAAAAGGCAAGAUGCACUACCAGAUAGCUGUGAUCAUCAACUUCCUGGGUCACUGUAUCUCCAUGCUGGCUCUGCUCAUUGCCUUCUUCCUCUUCUUGUGUUUGAGGAGCAUCCGCUGCCUGAGAAACAUCAUCCACUGGAACCUCAUCACGGCCUUCAUCCUGAGGAAUGCCACCUGGUUUAUCGUCCAAAUGACCAUGAGCCCCGAAGUGCAUGAAAGUAAUGUGGUGUGGUGUCGCCUUGUCACCGCCUCCUUCAACUAUUUCCACUCCACCAACUUCUUCUGGAUGUUUGGUGAAGGCUGCUACCUCCACACCGCCAUCGUCCUCACCUACUCCACCGACAAGCUGCGCAAGUGGAUGUUCAUCUGCAUCGGCUGGUGUAUACCGUUCCCUAUAAUUGUGGCGUGGGCCAUUGGGAAGCUGUACUAUGACAAUGAGAAGUGCUGGUUUGGGAAGCAAGCUGGCGUGUACACAGACUACAUCUACCAGGGUCCCAUGAUUCUUGUGUUAGUGAUCAACUUCAUUUUCCUUUUCAACAUUGUGCGAAUCCUGAUGACCAAGCUGCGAGCCUCCACCACGUCGGAGACAAUCCAGUACAGGAAAGCUGUGAAAGCCACACUGGUUCUUCUUCCUCUCCUGGGAAUCACCUAUAUGUUGUUUUUUGUCAACCCAGGGGAAGAUGAGAUUUCUCAGAUUGUCUUCAUAUAUUUUAACUCAUUUUUGGAAUCCUUCCAGGGCUUCUUUGUGUCAGUGUUUUACUGUUUCCUAAACAGUGAGGUGCGUUCGGCUGUGAGGAAGCGAUUCCACCGGUGGCAGGAGCAGCACUCCAUUCGAGCCAGGAUGACCCAGGCUAUGUCCAUCCCCACUUCACCUUCGCGUGUCAGCUUCCACAGCAUCAAACAGUCUACGUCACUAUGAAAGAGGAAACCUGCUUGGCCCUAGGUACAUGCUUUGGGAGGAGCCUCCAGUUGUCGUUGUCACCGCUUUCUGCCACAGCACUGGAGUACACUAAAACGCUUUCAUAGCUGGGGCAAGGCUAGAGAGCAAGAGAGUCUACAUCAGUUUCUUAAACCUCAGGAGAAUGUUUUGCAGACUUUCAAGAGAAAAUCCAUGGGGAUGGGAAGAAGGACACUGCAGAAUGAGAGAGAUGAGAGGUUAAUGGAUCAAAAGCUGCACAUGACCAAACUGAGUUUGGCUGUAAAUGCACAACACUCCGUAAUCUUUUCUUGCUUGCCCGCUAUAGAGAUCCUCUGUUUUAUUCCUGCUUGGACACUUUUUCUUAUGUUACAUCAGUGAGGACUGAGGUCUUGUGCUGCUGGACUGCACCAACCAGGAGCCCACCCCGGUGGACACUGCACUCAGAUGCUACAGGGGCGGUGACUAAGUUAUUAAAAUGAAAUACUCAGACUUUAUUUUUAUUUUGCUGCCAUAAAUAAUAGUCUGAUCAUAGUGUUGAUGUUGUGCAGUUUUCUUCUAUCGUAUUUCAUCAACUUUCCACAAGAAUAAACACAUUCCAUACCUUCUACUUAAAGGGAUUUGUUUUGAAAUAAUGCCUACCAUGUCAAAUCAUAUGCCAAAUCAAUAACCCUUCAACAUGAUGGGUUAUUGAUUUGUUUUCUUUCCAAGGAUUAUGUGAGGAGAUUGAUACCACUCUCAUGUCAGUGCAUUAAGCAUGGAGCGAGCUCCAGGAGGCAUUUAGCUUAGCUUAGCAUAAAGACUGGAAGCUGAGGGAACAGCUAGCCUGGCUUUGCCCAGUAUCCAAAACUAUGCUUACAUAAUAGUUACACUACAUAACCCUCCCUCAAACCACACAUUGUCAUAGUUGCAUUUAUGUUCUGUAGCAUUUUGUGUGCGUAUUUUUGGACUUGGAGAGACUCAGGAUAGUGAAUAAAUUUCCCUAUAUGCAUAACUAUUGCUUUUAGAAAAUUUCUCAUUGAACCAUUAUUUUUGUGGACAUACUGUAGUUAUUUAUAGGAAUGCGGCAAUAUGUUGAAAUUAAAUAUAUUGUAAUAUAAAACAUCACAUAAUAUGUAUCAUUUUGUCUAGGGAUAUAUACUGUGUGGUUUCCAUACACGAGCGACUUAUUAUAUUUUUUGUAAAUAAGCUAGCUUAACAGAACGUAAGUCAAUAUAUCUGGUUGUUCAUUACAUAAUCAAGCCAGUGCUAGAAAAGUGGAAAAAAAGAAGAAUAAAGUACAAGUAUUCCACAGCUAGUCACACGUUGGAUUUUUAAAUGUAUCAUGAUUGGAUAAAAUCGUACACACCAUAUCAUGCAUCGAAUCGUAUCGAGAAAAAGUAAUCUUGUCCGAUCUCUAGUAAUGUAUGUUUCUCACAUAUUGCCUAACUUUAGUAAUUAUUUCCCCCCAAAUGGUUAUGUAAUCUGACAGCCACAGGGGCGGCUGUGGCUCAGGAGUAGAGCAGCUGUCUCCCAAACGGAAGGUUGGAGCCACCAUAUUUUAGCCACCUGGGGGCAGCACAACAAGCUGUAAACACAUUGAAUUCUUCAUUAUAUGUUUGAUGGAUGGUCACUAACUUUAUCUGUCUGCAGAGUUUUGGAGUUUAUUCACUGAAAAGAACAACCAAAACAACUCUAAUGAGAGCAGUGAGGCUAAACCAAAAGUUGUAGGCUGAAAAACCAAAACAAAGAGCUGAAAGAUGGUAAAACGCUCCAUAGAGAUGAGGGGAACUGUAGAUUCAGGUGAUAUAAGUGACACCAGUUACAUUAAACAUAUUCAUUUGAUCCACUGUUCAAAUAAAAACACAUGGUAGUACAGUUUUAAAUCAAGUUUUACUUGCUAGUUUUUUAUGGUAGUACACAGUAUAUAGUGGUCAAAAUUACUAUUUGACUGUGUGUGUGACUGGAAGCUGCAGUAAGAUGACCAGGAGUUGACAUUAUUUUGUCAGACUUCUACAGGAUGUACUUUCACACUCAUGUAUGUGUAAUGUUGGGAACAAGACUCUUCAGCUGAGUAUUAAGUUUUACUAUUGCUCCCUGUCUACCAAGACACCAGGCACAGAGGAGCGUUAGCUAUGAAGUGACUUUCUGUGGUGGUCAACAUGCGAGGGCACUACUCAGUAACUUUGUUUACUAACUUAUUGUAAAUAUAUACAUACCAGAGCACGGGGAUUCAAAUCCAGUGGCAUCAUCACAAAUAUAAACCAAAAAAUACAAACCACACACUAUAAAUCAUAUGGGCCCAUUCUCCAUAUGAUCAGCAUCUCACAGUCCAAAUUACUGCUCUGCCAGUAUUCCUAGCACCUGUGCAUUCUUAAAAACUGCUGUUUAUUUAAGCUGUAAAUGAACAUUGUCUUUCUGUCGCCCUAAAACCAUGUUCAUUUGUUUGUUUGUUUUUUAACCCCUUUCAUGGUCUGGUUGUGGUAAAAUGUCAAGACAGAUGAAUUUCAUAUGCUACUGUGAUAAUGUGUAUUACUCUAAUGUUAGUCAUCUGUUGUAAUUAAGCAGAGUGUGUGGCUGCUUCCAGAGUGACUGGAGGUGUGGAGAUGUGCUCAGAUGACAGAAAACCCCAGAUAUCAUGCACCUUGCCAAGUAAAGAAAGCUACCCAAUGAGAAAAUGUAAUGCUACAUCAAUUAUGAAAUGUUUAAUGUCUGCAAGAGAAAGGAGCAAGGGAUGUGGACGACAUGUUGUCAUUCAAUCACUGCUUAAAAAAAUAGGUCAGAGGAUAGACUGGAUAUAAAGAUGGAUGAUGUAACAGCUCCCAGUCGGUCUCCACAAGUGGCUGUUUACAGUAUAGGUCAUAAACCCUGCCCCCUUGUUGUUAGUGAAUGGGACAGGAACCAAAGUAAAAUAAAAAUACAAAUCAAAUACAUUUUUCCCAUAGGUAAAUUCUAUCAUUUCAGGUAGAUAUUAUCAUGCUCGUCAUUUUAAAGUUAAUUUAUUUUGGAUGAUUGACUGCUUUGAUAUUGCAGCUCCAUGGCUGGUCUCUACUGCACACAAUCUGGUUGCAUAAGUAUCUGUGAUACUUUGGCUUCACUUUUCUAUAGUGGCAGGUAGUGAUGACAUGUUAUCCAUCUUUAUAUACAGUCUAUGGAUCAGACAAAGAGAAACAAUUACUGAAGACUUCAUUGUUUUCUGGCACAUAUGGUCACUCCAAAUGUAAUUCACAAUAUUAUUUAUUGUUAUUUAUUUUCAGCAUUGUUAUUUUCAUACUUGAAAAGAUGUCAAGAGAUAAUAAA